Messenger RNA from Klebsormidium nitens, 818 nucleotides. Lineage: Eukaryota; Viridiplantae; Streptophyta; Klebsormidiophyceae; Klebsormidiales; Klebsormidiaceae. The record is from the annotation of a GenBank genome assembly.
UGAACUUGAAGCUGCCACCGGUACUCAGGUACAGCUACAGCUAGCUCCCACAGAGAUACCUGAGCUCAGGCUAUUAGUAUAGCUGGUUGGGACAGCUGGAUCAGCGCUUAGAGUUGCAAAAAGCUGAGGUUUGGCCUUGCAUCGAUUGCUCCGCUUUUCUGAGAACAGCAGCUCUCAUCUGGAUAAGGAAUCAUGCUGCUUAUCCGCAGGGCUUGAGGAGAAAACAUUCUCGUCCAAAAAAUGGGCCUGCUUACCAUCAUCAAGAAGGUGAAGCAGAAGGAGAAGGAGAUGCGCCUUCUGAUGGUGGGCCUUGACAAUGCUGGCAAGACAACGAUUGUCAAGCGGAUAAACGGUGAAGACACCAGUACCAUCAGUCCUACUCUUGGCUUCAACAUCAAGACCAUGCAAUACAAAAAUUUCCGGUUGAACAUCUGGGACGUUGGCGGACAGAAGACUCUAAGAGCGUACUGGCGGAACUACUAUGAGCAGACGGACGGCAUGAUCUGGGUGGUCGACAGCUCGGACUUAAGACGGCUCGAUGACUGCCGUGCGGAGCUCCACGGCCUCUUGAAGGAGGAGAAACUUGCAGGGGCUUCACUUCUCAUUUUUGCGAACAAGCAGGACAUCACGGGGGCUCUCCGACCUGAACAGAUUGCAAAAGUGUUGCAACUGGAUUUGAUGGACGGUAGCCGACAUUGGAAAAUUGUAGGGUGCAGCGCGGUUGGAGGUGACGGAUUGUUGACAGGGUUUGAUUGGAUCGUGUCGGACAUAGGCACACGGAUAUUUAUGCAUGAAUGAGUGGUAUUGUCGCAAAUGCU